Molecule: messenger RNA, 1065 nt
Organism: Ilex paraguariensis (yerba mate)
Lineage: Eukaryota; Viridiplantae; Streptophyta; Magnoliopsida; Aquifoliales; Aquifoliaceae
Source: the annotation of a GenBank genome assembly
AUGAAUAUGGCCACAUCUGCAUUGGGUCCGAUUUGGACGGCCUUUACUUAUCUAAAGGAUUAUGACAAGAACGUCAAGGCUUUCGAGCAAGAAGUUCAAAACCUGAAUGAGGAUAUAGUUUCUCUGGAACAGCGGGUUGACGAGGACCAACAGAACGGAAAAGUUAUCCUACCAAAUGUGACGUGGUGGCUUCAACGAUUGGCACAAAUCUAUGCAUCUCACACUCCCCACAAGUCUACUUUUUCAAACUGGCUUAGUGAACGAAUAAAGGAAUCUGAAGUUCUAAAUUUGAAAUCUGAUGGUUCAAAGAGUGUAGUGGAUGAGUUGAACUUGAACGGUUUUCUACACUUGAAGGAACUGAGGAUUCAAAAGUGUGGUAAGAUGGAGUAUCUUACUAAUGCAGUGCAUGGGCGGCCCCCGGCUAAUAUUGUUAUUUUUCCAAUCUUGAGUACACUUGAUCUCAGCGAUCUGGCUAAUUUAAUUGGGGUUUGUGGAGACCAACUUCCUGCAACAGGGUCCUUCAGGGAGCUAAAAGAGUUGCGGCUAAGCCGGUUACAUUCACUAACACAGUUAUGGAAGUGUCCGACUCAAAAUGUUUGCCUUGGCAAUCUUAGAUUGGUUUUAUUACAUGAAUGUGGGAGCUUGGGAAGUCUUUUAUCACUCUCAAUUGCUAGCGGUAUGGCUCAACUCGAAGAACUCCACAUAAGCAAUUGUGGCAAGCUGGUAGAAGUCUUUUCAGAUGAAAGUGCAGAUGGAAAUGUAACUAGCAAGAUCAAAUUCCCCAAACUAAAAACAAUAGAGCUAGAAAAUCUACAGAGUCUCAUUCAUUUUUGUGGAAGGAUUGAUGGCAUUGAGUUUCCUCGAUUGAAUGGGUUGAAAGUUUGUGGGAUGGUGAUGGUGGAGAGUGGUGGAUUUGGGUUGAAGCAUCAAGACUUUCUUGUGCUCCAUCAGAGGCUACCCAGUAGCCUACUCUACUGCCAGCUCCAUCUGCAGCCCACUCUAGCAGUCACCCUAUUCACAGAUAAACUGUGGACAGCUGAAGACGGUGGGCAGUUAAAGCUUUGA